This is a messenger RNA of Closterium sp. NIES-65, 2376 nucleotides long. Lineage: Eukaryota; Viridiplantae; Streptophyta; Zygnematophyceae; Desmidiales; Closteriaceae. The record is from the annotation of a GenBank genome assembly.
AUGUCGACUGAAACCGACCAACAGGCGGCAUCGUUGGACACAGGCCGGUCCAGAGUCGCUGGAAGGAAGGCGAAAAAAAGCACCCCUCCGAUGAUGCUGGCGCGCCUUACUGCGCUGACGUGCUUCUGUAGAGUAGAGGCCAUACUCUUCGACGAGCCACUAACGAAACCCUUGGACGACAUCACCGAGGCCCGGCAGCUUCUUGCGGUCAAGCUGCGGCAGCUGCACGACUUUCAGUUCGAGCAGUGCGUCGAUCCACACCGGGGCUCGCUCAAUGAUGUUUACACGGAGGAGCAGUUCCGCAUUCUCGUUUCAGACAUCCUGCCGUACUGGGCCAAGGAGUACUUUCGGGAGUCGAUGAGUUACCCCAGUCAGUCGCUGUGGAGGGCCUUGGCCGUGAGGGUGAUGAUCCUGAUGGCGCAUCACAUGCUGGGCAGGGGGAUAAGCAUCCGCGAGAUCCGCUACUGCAAUAUGUUCACUCACGUCCUUCCGCCCAUCACGAACAGCAAGGGGGAAUCGUCUAUCCACGUUCUCGUGGUCGCCUAUCGCAACUCCAUCAAAGACAACAAGCUCGGCCACCUGUACCUGACUCGACACAUGGACUUCCGGCAGUGCGGCUUCGGAGCAGUGUUCAUGUGGAUACAUUUCAUUUUCGACCUUGUGCCGCUCUACUACAACAACGAUAAGAUCGUGCCCCCCUUGGAUUUCAGCAACCCGGAAAAUUGGUCAAAGAAGCACCUGUUCUUCGCCCUCUUCGACAAAGACAAGACCGAGUUGCCGUACGCGACUCAUGCCAAAUGGGUUACCUGGGCGAUGAAAAGCGCGGAGUGGAUCCUGUCGAAAGUCACACAUAUCUUUCGACGGUCUGCGGCACAGAUCCUCGCCGACAAAAACUGUGAACUCGACAACAUCGCGCAGCUGGGUCAAUGGGACAUGAACGAGAUGCGCAGGUCAUACGUCACAGGCAUCCCGCGCGGGGCCAUCCAGCUGCAAGCGGGUUUCACGAAGGAACCCGGUGACUAUUACCUUGGAAGAUCGAAGACCGAAGUACCCGCGAAGGUCCUGAAGGCUAUCGAGGAGCACAUAUUUCCAAAGGCGGAGCAGUGGCUCGACGAGGCGAUGGAAUGGAACAACGAGCAGGACAAGGAGCAUAUGUUCUUCGCAGCGAAAAGUUUCUUGAAGGCCCUGCAAGCCGCCCGAAUGCCCAUCGCCGAGGAUCUUGCGAUGUACUACGUCCAUUGUGACGACCACCCCUUCGACGGAGUGACUGUUUGCGACUGCGAGCGUCACCCAUAUGCACAGAUGUCCGGUUUGUGCAAGGAUAUGGAUUUCCAAAAAUGGGCGCUUGACGUGUACCUGCUUGACAAGUACGGCAUCGAGAUGCGGACCAACCCCACGCUGUCGAGAGCCUCAGACGCAUCCUUUCAACUCAACACCAAGCACCUCAUCACGCAACUUCGGGCAGAGGUAAACUUACACAAGGAGGAGGGUGGGAAAAAAGAAAUCAAGAUCAAGGGCCUCGAGAAGAAGGUCGAGUCAUUGGUGCGGGAGAAGGGCGCGAUGCAAGCGGAGUUCGAGGCGAAGGUAGAAGCACUCGCGCUACUGCAGAAAGCGUUCGAUGCACUGAAGAUUACCGCCGCGACAAUCGCAGCUGCGAAUGUAGGGGGGAGCGAGAGUGUGCCGCAGACGGCGACCGAAGAAACCACCCCGCCACCACAGCAGCCCCCUCAAUCAACGCCCACUCAACAGAGCAAGGGCAGCCAGCUCGACCAAACAUUCUUCGACGCAGUGGUGUGGCCGUGGUGCACUUGCGAGACCGUGCGGCAGGCGUGGUCGUACUGGGACGGGCCAAGCCCGCUGAACAACGGACACAGUCUUCGACACGCUUACAGGAGGGGUUUCGCCGUCAAGUUCAGCAAGUUCACUCCGACUCCUCCCACCGUUCCCCCCGAUGCGGUGGACCAGCCAAAAGAAAAGCCACCGACCCCAAAAGCUGUCGAGUCGAGAUUGCGGAAGAUGGAGGUUGUCAUGAGGGCCGUCGAGAUGUUCAGGGUCGAUGACAGCAGGGCGGCUACGUCGACGAUCAUUGAUAAGCUUGACUCAAUAGUCACGAACCACUCGAUCAACAUGCUGGGUGAAGGGCUCGUUCUGAAAGAGGAUUCGGGGAAGCAGCUCACGAAGAAGCGCAAAGUCGAGACAGCAGAAGACAACCGGAAGGACAAAGAUCGCCUCAGGAUCACGCGGGAGCUCAUUCGCGUCGAGCUUCGAACCACGAAAUGGGCCGAGAACGUGUUCAAAGACAAAUGGAAAGAGUUCAUGAAAACAUGGGGCGAGAGCCCAAAUUCGACAGGCAAUCAUGACGAGGGGCGAAACUAG